AUGCAAGUCUUCCAUUCCUUAGUUUCUUCUUCUUCUUCUCUCUUGGCCUUUCUUCUCAUUCUUUCCUCACCUUUGCUAACCUCACCCCAAUCCCAACCCCAACCUCCUUCCAUUGCAUGCAAAUCCACUCCCUACCCAAAGCUCUGCCGUUCGAUUCUCUCUGCCUUCAAAUCCUCGCCCUUCAACUCCUACAACUAUGGCAAGUUUUCUGUCAAAAAGUGCCUUAAACAAGCCAAGAAGCUUUCCAAGGCUAUCAACCGUUACCUUACCCACAAAAAAUACACCUCGUCGACCCACUUGGACGCCGGUGCAAUGCAAGACUGUGCCCAACUGGCCGACCUCAACGUUUUUUCCUUGGAGAAGAUCUCCGCCUAGUUGAAGUCGGCUGACUCCAUGACUGAGGCAUUGGUGGACCGAGUCACGAGUCUGCUCAGUGUGGUGGUGACUAACCAACAGACUUGCUUUGAUGGGCUUGCGGAUGCUAAGAGUAGUUUCGCUAGUGUUUUGGCAGAACCACUGGCCAACGUGACUCGGUUGUACAGUGUCUCGCUUGGGUUGGUGACUCGCGCAUUGGACCGGAACCUUGAGCGACGUAAUAGAAGUAAGGGGUCUAUAAACCAGGGUCCUUUGAAGAAUGGGGUUCACCAACCACUCGAAUCACCCAUUGAGGCUCUACGGAAAACUUCACAUGGCAACAAAUCAACAGAUCCUUCUAGGGGACAAUGGAUGCUUAUUGAAGCACAGGGCAAAGGAGUUCUCGUUAGAGAUACAGUCAUAGUUGGUCCAUACGAUGGCGACAACUUCACAACCAUUGGGGAAGCCAUUGCUUCUGCACCCAACAAUUCGAAUCCCUAAGAAGCGUAUUUCAUAAUCUAUGCUAGACAUGGAUAUUACCAAGAGUUUAUCAUCGUCCCCAAAGAGAAGAAGCACAUUAUGCUGAUUGGAGAUGGAAUCAAUACGACCAUAAUCACCGGCAACCAUAAUAGGAUCGAUGGCUGGACAACUUACAAUUCUUCAACCUUUGUUGUCAAUGGAGAGAUAUUCGUAGCCGUAGAUGUUACAUUCCAGAACACAGCGGGUCCAGAGAAACACCAAGCCGUGGCAGUGAGGAACAGUGCUGACUACUCCACAUUCUACCGGUGCAUUGGGCAUCAGGAUACACUUUACGUACAUUCCCUGAGACAGUUUUACAUGGAAUGUGAUAUCUAUGGAACAGUUGAUUUCAUUUUCGGGAAUGCUGCUGCUGUAUUCCAAAGCUGCAACAUCUAUGCUCGGAAGCCAUUGCCUGAACAGAAGAACACCAUCACAGCCCAAGGUAGGACUGAUCCGAAUCAAAACACAGGCAUUUCGAUUCAGAAUUGCACGAUUGAAGCUGCACCGGACCUGGCAAGCAAUUUGAGCUCCAACUUGAACUUUUUGGGUCGACCCUGGAAGCAGUAUUCCAGGACAGUGUUCAUGCAGUCGUACAUUGAUGAACUGAUUAGUCCCCCUGGAUGGUUGGAAUGGAAUGAAACGUUUGGACUUGACACUCUAUAUUAUGGGGAGUUUGGAAAUUAUGGACCAGGUGCUAAUACAAGCACGAGAGUGAAAUGGCCUGGUUAUAGUUUAUUGAAUGCUACGCAAGCUAUGGGUUUAACAGUCUACAAUUUCACCAUGGGAGAUACUUGGUUGCAUGAAACUGAUAUACCCUUCUCAGGAGGCUUAUACCAUUGA
Theobroma umbraticum is the source of this 1713-nucleotide messenger RNA. Its product is annotated as putative pectinesterase/pectinesterase inhibitor 47. NCBI's taxonomy places the organism in Eukaryota, Viridiplantae, Streptophyta, Magnoliopsida, Malvales, Malvaceae. Gene Ontology annotation, molecular function: pectinesterase activity; enzyme inhibitor activity. Gene Ontology annotation, biological process: cell wall modification. The record is from RefSeq and is a predicted model, not a curated record.